AUGUGGUUUAUUGGAACUUUAUUAACUUUAAUUUCUGAUUUUUAUGAUUAUUUUGAUAUUUUUAAUCAGGAAAUUUCCAUUUUAAGAGAAAAGAGUAAUUCCAUUUCACAAUUAAAUGAAGGUUUUAUAAAUUUAAAUGAUUUUAUUGAUCAUGAUAAAAAAACAAGUGCUGAAAUUGCAAUACCUUCAAAUAAUAAUUUAAAUAAUAAUAAUUCAACAAUAACAAGAAUUUCACAAAUUGAUGAACGUUUAAAAAAAGUUCAAGAUAAAAAAGUUCAAAUUACAAGAAAUUUAAUGAAAAAUACAGCUGAUUUAAUGGUUGCAGGUAAUGGUGGAUAUAAAGUAUGGUCAUUGAAUAAUGGUAUUAUUGGUUUAUGUGGUUGUAUUAGUUCUUUUAUUGGUUUAUAUGAAAGUUGGCCAUCAAAUGUUGUUAAAUAA
Messenger RNA from Naegleria gruberi, 438 nucleotides. Its product is annotated as Peroxin 11b (Pex11b), putative. Bases 1 to 438 code for a protein of 145 amino acids. The record is from RefSeq and is a predicted model, not a curated record. The transcript has a single exon. Gene Ontology annotation, biological process: peroxisome fission; regulation of peroxisome size. Lineage: Eukaryota; Heterolobosea; Eutetramitea; Acrasida; Naegleriidae. Gene Ontology annotation, cellular component: peroxisomal membrane.